AUGACUAUUGCGGCUCCUUGCUGUGCUCCGCCCACUAGUAAUGGAGUUUCAAUUUCUAAAAUUAUGACGAAUGCAUUUUUCAAUGGCACCGCUGAUCGAGCUGCCGUAAAUUGUGCCAAAAGUGUUUUUACACAAAGGGCAGCUUUUCUUGAAACUCUUGAUUCUAAGUGCGCGAUUGCUGCAUUCUUCGCCCACGUUACGCAUGGGACUGGACGCAUCAUUAAGGACUUUUCAUCUUUCAAACUCUUCUAUAUGAGAAAAUUUCGACUUAACAGUCUCCCUCUCCCUGACCAAAUCUCUCCCCACAACCAGUCACCACCAUUCUCUAUACCCACUGCAGCCACCUUCGAUAACCAGAGCUUAUCAAAUUUGUUUUUGUGA
Olea europaea var. sylvestris is the source of this 381-nucleotide messenger RNA. RefSeq names its product endochitinase EP3-like. The record is from RefSeq and is a predicted model, not a curated record. Lineage: Eukaryota; Viridiplantae; Streptophyta; Magnoliopsida; Lamiales; Oleaceae. The transcript has 3 exons. The coding region runs from base 1 to 381 and encodes 126 amino acids.